AUGUACCAACACAGCACGCAGCUCAGUCGCCAUCAGCAGUCUGUGUUGUCGAUCAUCGAGCGUGUAUGCUCGUGCGUGUCUGUGGUUGCCUCGGGUAUCGUCAUUGCAACCUUUGUCAGCUCGACGGAAUUUCGCAAACCGAUCAACCGCUUGAUCUUCUAUGCCUCCUGGGGCAAUCUCUUGUCGAAUGUUGCGACCCUCAUCGCCGAGUCCAGUCUGCAGGCUCAUUCCCGAGGCGCCCUGUGCCAGUUCCAGGGGUUCAUGAUUCAGUGGUUCUUGCCAGCCGACUCCCUGUGGGCGCUCGCCAUGGCUUACAAUGUGUACCUGGCGUUCUUCAAGCAUUACGAUACCAGGCGUUUAGGGAUGCUGGAGUGGAAGUAUGUGCUUUUCUGUUACGGAGUGCCGUUUAUUCCUGCGUUUGUGUAUCUCUUCCUCAGCUCCGAGUCGAGGGGCAAGGUGUACGGGGAUUCUGUGUUAUGGUGCUGGGUCUCGUUGCGGUGGGACUUUCUCCAGAUCGCUGUAUUCUACGGACCAGUCUGGUUCAUUAUCUUGCUCAUCCUCGCCAUCUACAUCCGUGUUGGCGUGACCAUCUGGCGACAACGACGCGAACUGACAAAGAUCGUCAGGCCGGCCUUCGAACAUGCCACAGACACCACCGUGUUGGGGGACGUUGAUCUCCAUGGAACAGCCCAACCAGUGCCACUUGAUAGCUUUCAGCGGCACUCAAACAGAGAGCGGAGUCCUGCCUCUACUGCUGCUUCAUCCCAACGAAUCAUUUCUCCCGAGGUCUGGUCUACUCAGAAUCACGCCGGUCCCCGAAAUGCCCCUCCUAGUACUGCAGUAUCUCUUUCCUCCAAUAUCUCUCCUGCAACUUCGAUUACUCUCAGCCGCCACAACUGCGACCUAGGCCAGUCCGGCGCGUAUACUAGCUCCGCGUCGGGAGCGUACUACAAAUAUGCCGUCCUCUUCUUUGCGGCGUUGAUUAUCACAUGGGUCCCUUCCUCCGCCAACCGGGUUUAUGGGCUUGCCGCCUCGAAUCACUACGUAUUCGGCUUGAGUUGCGCCUCGAGCUUUGCUCUACCACUGCAGGGAUUCUGGAAUAGCCUCAUCUACAUUACUGUGUCUUGGCAGGCCAUUGUGACCUGGUUUCGACAUGUUGGUGCUCGGGCGCGGCGCACUUCGAGUGCCACGCUUCGACCACUGAAGUAUUCCUUGCGUCGUUUGUGUCAGGGUUGA
Messenger RNA from Aspergillus novofumigatus IBT 16806, 1236 nucleotides. It is a transcript of the gene gprL, whose product is annotated as G protein coupled receptor family protein. The record is from RefSeq and is a predicted model, not a curated record. The transcript has 4 exons. Gene Ontology annotation, cellular component: plasma membrane. Gene Ontology annotation, molecular function: G protein-coupled receptor activity. Lineage: Eukaryota; Fungi; Ascomycota; Eurotiomycetes; Eurotiales; Aspergillaceae. Bases 1 to 1236 code for a protein of 411 amino acids. Gene Ontology annotation, biological process: adenylate cyclase-activating G protein-coupled receptor signaling pathway; cell surface receptor signaling pathway.